Messenger RNA from Homarus americanus (American lobster), 733 nucleotides. RefSeq lists its product as uncharacterized. The transcript is spliced from 5 exons. Gene Ontology annotation, molecular function: metal ion binding; ubiquitin protein ligase activity. NCBI's taxonomy places the organism in Eukaryota, Metazoa, Arthropoda, Malacostraca, Decapoda, Nephropidae. The record is from RefSeq and is a predicted model, not a curated record. Gene Ontology annotation, biological process: protein polyubiquitination. Bases 81 to 668 code for a protein of 195 amino acids.
CUGGCUUUAAACUGUGGCGGGCUGAGGGUCGGCAGGUGGCUACUGAUCUAUCCUGAGGAGGGAGAGCAGCACUAGGAGUCAUGGAGGUGUGUCGUUACUUCAAGGCUCCAGGAGGAUGCUGGUAUGGAAAGAAAUGUCGCUUCUAUCAUGAUGCAUCACAUGUACCAGAUAACCAGAUAAACCCGAAGAUAUGCCGUUAUUUUGGCACCCUGAAUGGGUGUCGUAAUGGCAACAAAUGCAGAUUUCUCCACAUUCAAGAGACAGGAAGUGCCAGAGUGGAGGAGCCACUAGAAGGGGCACAGACUUGCCAUGAUACACUGAAGGAUGAGUCGUCAGUCAGGCUUAAAUUGAGUGAGAGUGACCCCAAAACACCUGGAUCAUUCCUGAGGGAAGUAGCUGCACGGGAAGUUUCUGAAGCUAAACCCAACGAUCCACCCUACACGUGUGGAGAAUGCAAAGCAGUAUUUACAGGAGCAGGGGCUCACAGAAAUUUGAAGGCACAUUACAUGAAGAUGCUACGCAAGUUCGACAAAUCUCACGUGGCUUUCCUAAGAAAAUCCGACUUUAAUGAGCGUAGCAGAUGUGAAUUUUGUAAAAAAAUUUUCCAUAAGGCUCGACAAAAUUUGGAGCAUAUAGUAGAGAAGGUGAACUCGUCAAAAAACCCUUGACAAUCACCAUAAAGCCCGUUUAAAUGAAAUAGUGGAAACAUUUACAGGUAAGUUUUGUGAACAAU